AUGGGCUCUUCACUCCCAGUCAAGCCGGCAAGCGCCAGUGGGCAGAGUACUAGUACUGGUAUCAAGUCACCUCAGAAACAAGGCUGGUGGGCUAGAUCACGGCCCCUCGCACUCUUGGUUGCGCUGGGAGCCACGGCAGCGACCGUGACUUGGCUUAAACCUGAAACCCAUUCCUUAGACUAUGCAGUCUGUUCUGCCAACUCCACCAUCUACACAGUCGACUCAGAUCUUCCGAAUGUCCAAUGCAUCGUUGUACACGAUACCCUCAUCUCAGACACAGGUGAUCUAGAGGACGUAACCUUACGCUGGCGGGGUCGAUGGUGGUCAGAGAUCCCACUGGCAGGCGUCAUCCACUUACCUUGGCCAUUUAAUUUUCUCGAACCAUCUCUGAGAGUAAUAGACAUCCAACCUGACAGUAUCGUAGUUCCCGGGCUGGCUGACGCCCAUGCUCAUAUAUUGCACUAUGGUUUUAAGAUGAAUCUCAACUUGGAAGACUGUGCCUCUGUAGAUGAGGUUUUGAGCCGCUUGAAAGCUUAUGUUAUAUCACAUCCUGACAUUCUGGGUGAUCCAACUCGGUGGAUAGAGGGCAUGGGAUGGGAUCAGAACAAAUGGCCUGGAGCGCAAUAUCCUCAUGCCGACGACUUUGAUAGGGAACCACUUCUUCGCGGUCGACGAAUCUCUCUCGCCCGUAUCGAUGUUCAUGCCUCCUGGGUAUCCAAUCGCGUGCUGCAGCUCAUGGCACCCCUCCCCGAGAACAUCGAUGGGGGGCUGAUUAUUCGUGACGGGCACGGGAAACCCAUCGGAAUAUUUGUCGAUAAUGCUAUGGAUCUCGUUCCCUCGCAACCCUUCAGCGAGGCCCGCGCAAUGGAGUACUUCACCCGCGCUGGUAGUGAUGCCCUCGCUGUGGGUCUGACUAGCGUGCACGACGCAUUUUCUGUCCCAGAAGAAAUACGGUUCUACAAGAAACUUUCAGAGACUCAGAAGCUACCUCUCCGGCUUUAUCUCAUGGGCAAUGUGAACUCUGAUGACUACUGGGGAAGCCAGAUUCCAAGACUGAUUCAGCACGGAUUUGGUGGACGAUUGACAGUGCGCAGCGUCAAACUUUUCUUGGAUGGUGCGCUUGGUUCAUUCGGUGCUGCACUGCUUGAGCCCUAUAGUGAUAAUCCAUCAACGAGCGGUAUCAUGCGAGUGCGGCCGGAAGUACUGGCAAAGCUAGUAAGGGAGUUUUCAACCGAUGGUUGGCAAGUUAACAUCCACUGCAUUGGGGACCGGGCGAAUCAUGUCGUACUUGACAUUUAUGAGGAUAUUCUCGCCAACGCUUCGUUUUCCAUAGGUGCUUUGCGACCUCGUAUUGAGCAUGCGCAAAUCUUGACACUGGAUGAUAUCAAGCGGACUGGAAAUUUAGGUGUGAUACCCAGUGUGCAACCGACCCAUGCGACAAGCGACAUGUGGUACGCUGAGGAUCGGUUGGGUCCAAAGAGAAUCCUAGGCGCAUAUGCAUAUCGAGCUCUACUCAACGCAUCUCCAACCGGAGUCUUGCCCCUUGGCUCUGACUUUCCUGUCGAGGGCAUCAACCCCCUUCUUGGUUUCUAUGCCGCUGUUUCACGUCUCUCUGCAAAAGGCGACUCGCCUCAUGGUUCUGGAGGAUGGUACCCAUCCGAACGUCUCACGCGCGCUGAAGCGCUCAAAGGCAUGACGCUCGACGCUGCAUACGCGUCUUUUUCUGAAGAUAUUCUUGGUUCGCUUUCAAUCGGGAAGAAAGCUGAUUUCGUCGUUCUGGACCGUGAUUUCAUGACGGUGCCUAUAGAAGAUAUCUUGGGUGCCAAAGUGACAGCAACUGUCAUCGAUGGGGAAGUCGAGUAUGGGAAUCUGUGACCGGCGACCGUAUCUAAUGUGAGUACUCCCAAAUCUAACGAGCUCUUAUCAAAGUCUACAUGAACACUUGCAUUAGAAUUUGUAUAAUUGGUUCAGUUGGGAAGAAUAGUUAUAUACAAUAUACUCCUC
Molecule: messenger RNA, 2004 nt
Organism: Suillus subaureus
Lineage: Eukaryota; Fungi; Basidiomycota; Agaricomycetes; Boletales; Suillaceae
Product: amidohydrolase family-domain-containing protein
Exons: 16
Coding region: 1-1875 (624 amino acids)
Molecular function (GO): hydrolase activity, acting on carbon-nitrogen (but not peptide) bonds
Source: RefSeq, a predicted model, not a curated record